GAUUACGACAAAACCCCAUUGAAAGGUGUGAGAAGCUGAGACCAUGGAAGGAUGAACACAAUUAACCAACUCCCAGAUGAUGCAAUGUUAAGCCACAUCAUCUCUUCGAUUUCUAUUGACGAAGCCGUGAGAAGUAGCAUCCUUUCUAACAGAUGGAAACCCUUAUGGAAGCAUGCCUCUUGCCUUGACUUUGAUGUGAGUCCUAUGAUAAAGUCCUUAUAUCAAUUUGAGAAUUCAUCAUCAAGAGUGGUAAAUUUUGAUCAAAUUAAAUCCACACAACAACAUGCCCAUCGAUAUGUAGAUUUGAAUACCAGGUAUCUGAUUACCGCUUUAGACACUCUCCCUCCACCUCUCUAUUGUCGAGAUGAAAAAAAUUAUUUGAAGAGGUUGACGACAGUGUUUUGGACACCUAGGAGAUGUGCAAAAGGUUUAAGUAUUUUUGCCCCAGAUCUAAUUCGUUCCUGGUUGCCAGAUUAUGUGCCUACCUACUCAUACAUGGUCUGAAAAGUCAAGAUACCUUUGAAAAUUGCAGUAAUCUUUUAAUGCUGAUACAUGAAAGCGAAACCUAGCUAUCAUCAUCAUCACAGAAGAACAACAACAGAGGAAAAAAGAAAAAGAAAAAUGUUAGAGGUGAAGAGAAUCGGUGUGGUGGGGAGUGGCCAAAUGGGAUCGGGAAUAGCCCAAGUCGCUGCCAUGCACGGCAUCGACGUUUGGCUUCACGACCUCGACCCUCAAGCUCUCUCCAAAGCCUCCUCUUCCAUCUCUUCCUCCAUCAACCGUUUCGUUUCCAAAAACCACAUCUCUCAGGUUGCGGGUGCUGAUGCUUUGAAACGACUGCGUCUCACGACGGAUUUGGAGGAUUUACAGCUAGCGGAUUUGAUCAUUGAGGCGAUUGUGGAAUCCGAAGAUGUGAAAAAGAGUUUGUUUGCGCAACUGGAUAGGAUUGCCAAGAGUUCUGCGAUUUUGGCGUCCAACACCAGUUCCAUUUCCGUCACGCGUCUAGCAACCUCUACCAGCAGGCCACGUCAGGUGAUAGGAAUGCAUUUUAUGAACCCACCUCCUGUGAUGAAAUUGAUUGAGAUUGUACGAGGUGCAGACACUUCUGAGGAGACAUUCGUUGCUACGAAAGCAUUGUCAGAGAGGCUGGGCAAGGUAGUGAUAACCUCCCAUGAUUAUUCAGGCUUCAUAGUGAAUCGAAUCCUUAUGCCUAUGAUAAAUGAAGCAUUUUUUGCUCUCUACACUGGUGUUGCAACCAAAGAGGAUAUUGACACAGGAAUGAAGCUGGGUACUAACCAUCCAAUGGGUCCUUUAGAGCUUGCAGACUUCAUUGGAUUGGAUGUGUGCUUGUCAAUAAUGAGAGUUCUUCAUGCUGGCCUUGGUGACAACAAAUAUGCACCUUGCCCUCUACUUGUGCAGUAUGUUGAUGCUGGAAGACUUGGAAGAAAACGAGGUAUUGGUGUGUAUGAAUAUAGUAAAGAUCCAAGGUCUACAAAAUCAUCUUCCCGUCUCUAAAAUGUUUGUUUCACUUGGAAGAACAAUUUUUCAACACCCCCAUUUUAAUUACCUUGUGUCUGACUGUGGGGGUGGUGCACACGGCUGAAGUUGAAUACUUGAAUGUGUCUUCUAUGUCUUUUAUGCAUACAAACAAAAAGAAAAUUGCAGGAACUAAUAGUAAAACAUGCAUAGUUAAAUCUUUAUGCAUAGUUAAUUUUAUUUUGUUGUGUUUGACUGAAAAAUUCUAAACCUAUUAACUUUUGUCUA
This is a messenger RNA of Glycine soja, 1761 nucleotides long. RefSeq names its product 3-hydroxybutyryl-CoA dehydrogenase-like. Gene Ontology annotation, molecular function: oxidoreductase activity, acting on the CH-OH group of donors, NAD or NADP as acceptor; NAD+ binding. NCBI's taxonomy places the organism in Eukaryota, Viridiplantae, Streptophyta, Magnoliopsida, Fabales, Fabaceae. The transcript is spliced from 5 exons. The record is from RefSeq and is a predicted model, not a curated record. Gene Ontology annotation, biological process: fatty acid metabolic process. Bases 553 to 1512 code for a protein of 319 amino acids.